UUAGAGGAAGAUCCUAUUUGAGACAGUUUGCAUCAUGAAUUUUACACGAAGUAGUAAGUGCAUUGUUAAUAACGCGCACUCACGUGAGUUAUUUGCGUAAUUCUUGCAGUGCUUUUGGUCUGCGGGGCAAGAUGUCUGAGGAGAAGAAAAUGAGGCUUCCAUGUCCCAUUUUUCCUGUCAAUGGUCCCAAGCAAGGUACAUUUGAUUACUAUGUCCUUGUGUGUAAAGAUCUUGAUUGGAGUAUCCCUGCAUGGGAUUUUCUGAAGACUCCUAUUUUGGAGGCUGCAAAGGUGGAUAAAGCAGUUGGAGUUGAGACAUUGGUGUUUUCCUGUGACCAAGACUUGCCAGUGGUAUAUGCUCCAACAGGCCCUGUUAAUAGGGAUUAUGAUGAUGUGAGACGAUACUAUGAUGCAGCAGUGAAUGGAAUUAAAAGGGCUAUUAAGGGCGGAAGUAGAUGCCCACUCCUGGUGACCAUUUCAAAAGACACAUUCCCAAAUGCAUGGUCUGUUUCACUUCUUGGAGCUCUUCAUGCACUCUAUGUGGUAAGAAUCACUUAGCAUGUG
Messenger RNA from Pocillopora damicornis (cauliflower coral), 563 nucleotides. RefSeq names its product putative aminopeptidase W07G4.4. The record is from RefSeq and is a predicted model, not a curated record. Lineage: Eukaryota; Metazoa; Cnidaria; Anthozoa; Scleractinia; Pocilloporidae. Gene Ontology annotation, molecular function: metalloaminopeptidase activity; manganese ion binding. Gene Ontology annotation, biological process: proteolysis. Gene Ontology annotation, cellular component: cytoplasm.